AUGGAAUCGAUUCUAGAUUUUUCGAAGGAUCUUGAUAUCAGGCUUCUUGAUCAGAUAGUGGAGACCUUCUACAGAGGCUCGGGAGAGGAGCAGAAGCAAGCUCAAGAGAUACUUACCAAAUUUCAAAACCAUCCGGAGUCUUGGACCCGAGCAGACCAGAUUUUACAGUUUGCUACCGAUACAGAAACCAAGUAUAUUGGCCUUUCCAUUCUUGACAAUCUCAUCAAGACCCGCUGGAAGGCGUUGCCCGAUCCUCAACGUCAGGGUAUUCGAAACUUUGUUGCCAGUAUGAUCAUUGCCAUGUGUGAGGAUGAUGCACAGUUUGAGGCCCAAAGUGCUCUAAUCAACAAGUGUGAUUUGACUUUGGUGCAAAUUUUGAAGCAGGAUUGGCCCCAGAACUGGCCCAAUUUCAUUCCUGAGUUGGUGCAGUCUUCACGAGCAGGUUACAAUGUAUGCGAGAAUAACAUGAGAAUUUUACGACUACUUUCCGAGGAAAUUUUCGACUAUUCUGCAGAUCAGAUGACUCAGGCCAAGGCUACAGCGCUUAAAACUCGUCUCUGCGACGAGUUCGGAGAGAUCUUCAAGCUUUGCUUUGAAAUUCUUGACAAAGCUACUAGACCUAGUGUAAUUCUAGCCACUUUGAAUGCCCUUCAAAAAUAUAUGCCCUGGAUACCGUUAGGUUUUGUCUUUGAGACGGAGUUGCUUGACUUGAUUGCUGGUAAGUUUUUACCUGAGGAUGGUUUUCGUAGAGCAGCUAUUAAGUGUCUCACCGAGGUAUCUCAAUUAGUGGCUCCUCAGUACAAUCAGCGUUUUGUUCAGAUGUUUGGUUUGGCCCUGCAAGCUAUAAAUAAAGCGAUUCCUUCCGGUUCCGAUCUCAGGGCCAUAUAUCGUCGUGCCGGUACUUCGGAGCAACAAUUCCUUCAAGAUUUAGCUGUUUUCUUGGUAACAUUUCUUGGAAAUCACUUGCAGCCUUUAGAGACCCCAGCAGUACUCAGGGAAUUGCUUUUGGGUGCCCACACAUAUCUUAUCGGUUUGUCCCGUAUUGAAGAACGUGAAUUGUUCAAGACCUGUCUUGAUUAUUGGUCUCAACUUGUCGCUGGUCUUUAUGAUGAGAUCCGGGAUCUACCUCGUCAACUGGCCCAAAGUCCCCUACAACAGUUACAGUACAAUCCUCGUGUGGGUGCUCCUGAUCCUUCUAUUUUUGAAGGUCGUGAAUUAAGGAGAAACUUAUAUCAGGAUAUUCUCUCCAAGUUAAGACUUGUAGUCAUUGAAAACAUGGCCAGGCCUGAAGAGGUUCUUAUUGUGGAAAACGAUGAGGGUGAAAUUGUCAGAGAAUUUGUUAAAGAGAGUGACACCAUCCAGCUUUACAAGGCUAUGAGACAGGUGCUUGUCUAUUUGACCCACUUAGAUGUGAAGGAUACCGAGAAUAUCCUCUCUGCCAAACUGAAUGCACAAAUCGAUGGUUCUGAGUGGUCCUGGCAUAAUAUCAAUACUCUAUGCUGGGCUAUAGGUUCAAUUUCUGGUUCCAUGGAUGAAGAAAGAGAAAAAAGGUUUCUUGUUACCGUUAUCAAAGAUCUUCUAGCCCUUACCGAAAUGAAACGUGGUAAGAGUAACAAGGCUGUUGUUGCCUCCAAUAUUAUGUAUAUUGUGGGACAAUAUCCUCGCUUUCUAAAAGCCCAUUGGAAGUUCCUUAAGACUGUUGUGAAUAAGUUGUUUGAGUUCAUGCACGAGACUCACGAAGGUGUCCAAGAUAUGGCCUGCGAUACAUUCAUCAAGAUCUCCAACAAAUGUCGUCGCCAUUUUGUCAUACAGCAGCCUGGAGAAACUGAGCCUUUCAUUGAUGAGAUUAUUCGUAACAUUCAGGAGACAACGGCGGAUUUGCAACCUCAGCAGGUUCAUUCUUUCUACAAAGCCUGUGGUAUCAUUGUGUCUGCACAGAAUACUCAGGUUCCGCGUGCUAGACUACUAGCUAACUUAAUGCAUCUGCCAAACGUUGCUUGGCAUACAGUGGUUCGUCAAGCUGGCGAAGAUCCAAAUUUGCUUUCCAACCCGGAUAUUGUUAAAAUCAUCGCCAACAUCUUGAAGACUAACGUGGCUGUUUGCACUCCGUUGGGUCCUGGAUUUUUGCCACAACUUGCCGGUAUCUUCAACGACAUGCUGUCUCUAUACGGGGCCGUCAGUAGUCUCAUUUCAUCCGCAGUGGCAACAGAUGGUCCUGUCGCUACAAAGACACCUAAAGUUCGCGGCUGGAGAACUAUCAAGAAAGAAAUUCUUACUCUUCUUGAAAUAUACAUUUCCAAAGCCACUGAUGAACAGCAGAUUGUUACCGAUCUUGUGCCGAACCUGUUGAGUACUGUACUUCAGGAUUACAAGGAGAGUGUACCAGAUGCACGUGAUGCGGAGGUGCUAAAUUGUCUAUCUACUCUUGUGGCUAAGAUUGGUCGUCGCAUCCCCUCUGAGACCGUUGAAAUUCUUGGCGCCGUUUUCGCAACUACUUUGGACAUGAUCAAUAAGGAUUUCACAGAAUACCCAGAGCACAGAGUCGAAUUUUACAAAUUGUUACGGGAGAUCGAUUUGCAAGGAUUUGAAGCAUUGCUUCAAUUCCCUCCAGAGUCAUUCCAAUCGUUUGUGGAUGCCAUCUUGUGGGCCCUUAAGCACAAUAACAGGGAAGUGGAGAACACAGGUCUUACUCUCUGUGUGGAGUUGCUUGAUAACAUUGAGCAGCUUGGACCUUCCAAUGCGUUUGCGCUUGGAUUCUACAGAAACUACUUUUUCUCUAUCAUCUCGGAUAUUUUCUACGUUCUUACAGACUCUGAUCAUAAAGCUGGAUUCCGUUUGCAAGCACAACUGCUAUCCAAAAUGAUCGAAUUGGUGUGUGAAAAUAAGAUUGCCGAUUCAAUCUAUCCCGAAGGCUCAGCACCUAAAGGUACCGCGAAUCACGUAUACUUGAAAGAGUACCUUGGUAACAUGCUUAUGCAGGCAUUUCCACAGUUACGAAAGGAACAGGUUGCCAACUUUCUUCAAGUUUUGUUCAGCAGUUACAACAAUAAGGCCAAAUUCCGAGGUGUUUUGAGAGAUUUCCUUGUUCAGACGAAGGAGGUGGGAGGAGAUCCCACCGAUUACUUGUUUGCCGAUGAAAAAGAAGAAGAGCUUAAGCAGAAGGCUUUGGAAGAAAAGGAAAAGGCUAGGAUGGUUGGUGGCUUGUUGAAGCCAUCUGAGAUGGAGGAUUAA
Brettanomyces nanus is the source of this 3231-nucleotide messenger RNA. RefSeq names its product Karyopherin transporter (gene CRM1). The record is from RefSeq and is a predicted model, not a curated record. Gene Ontology annotation, molecular function: small GTPase binding; nuclear export signal receptor activity. NCBI's taxonomy places the organism in Eukaryota, Fungi, Ascomycota, Pichiomycetes, Pichiales, Pichiaceae. Bases 1 to 3231 code for a protein of 1076 amino acids. The transcript has a single exon. Gene Ontology annotation, biological process: ribosomal large subunit export from nucleus; ribosomal small subunit export from nucleus; protein export from nucleus. Gene Ontology annotation, cellular component: nucleus; cytoplasm.